AUGACAACUAAUCAUCGACGAAGAACCAAGCCCAGCGACCUCCGCAGUCUUUUGGGUGUGGACUUGAAGGUCCACAUCUUCUCCCAUACCCUCAACAUUGUGGGGCACUGCAGUCCGUUCCAGCCUUUAUACACCCUCAACAUUGAACUUGGAACUCCCGAAGCCUGUGGUGGGACCCAGCAGAACACUGACGACGUUGCAGAUCCCAAGGAAGAGGAUCACACAUCGCCAAUGCUGGACAUCCGACUAACCAAAACGGGGGAGUCUUCCAUUUUCAAUGCCACCCAAGGACGAGGAUACAAAAGUCGAUCACAUGAUUGA
Molecule: messenger RNA, 321 nt
Organism: Seminavis robusta
Lineage: Eukaryota; Bacillariophyta; Bacillariophyceae; Naviculales; Naviculaceae
Source: the annotation of a GenBank genome assembly